Messenger RNA from [Candida] anglica, 2640 nucleotides. The record is from the annotation of a GenBank genome assembly. NCBI's taxonomy places the organism in Eukaryota, Fungi, Ascomycota, Pichiomycetes, Serinales, Debaryomycetaceae.
UUGAAGUUAAUUGUAGAAUCUAUUGGGGCUCAUAUAGGAAAUGACCGACGCACCAGAAAGACACAACUCUACACGAUGGGCCAAGGCUGCAGUUCCAUCGUAUGGAGAUGAAUGGGAUGAUGGCUAUGAAUUUGAUGAAGACGAGGAGGAAAAUCUAAACGUGCAUGAACCAUUAGGGUAUGAAGAACAAGAAACUAUACAAGAAGACCAUGUGGAAAAUGCUCCUGGAGGUAAGCAUCAAGUUGAAGGUGGGUACGAGGAAGUACAUGGUCAUGUAGACAAUCAGCUCAAGGUCACACAGAGUCCAGAUUUGGUUCUCUCUAUUGAUCGAUUUAAAGGUAGACAAGAUACGGACAGUUCAAGUGAAGAAGAGGAAGAAGAACAGGUACCUGAAACUGACCCAAUUCAUGAAGGAGAGACAUAUGAUGACGAGGAAGAUGCUGGGAAUGAUUCCUUUAUGGAUGUAUAUGCUACCAGUGAAGUUGAAGAGGAAAAGGAAAGAGACGUUGUGAAUCAAAAUGAAGAGGAUGUGAUCACAGUACCUCAAGUUGAAAAGCCAUUAGAAACUCAAUUCAAGAAUAGAACUGCAAAGAAUAUCCCCGCAAAAAUAUCCAUACCCGCAGAUGAUACAAGGUCUUUUGAUAUCGAGCCACCUACUCCAACAUUUGGUGGUAAUGAAUACCGGGUUCCAGAAACCCCCUAUUCAGACAUGAGUUUCACUUCUGAUGGUGACUCGAUUCAGAACGAACCAGCAAAUUUAAACUUGGUGGAUGUUAAGGAAAGGGAAAAUAGCUCACCAUCAGAACCGUUUUUGAGAGAUGUAGAGAAGGACGAGAGUCACGAUAAACACGACAUUAUUGAAAAACCAGAUCAGAAUGAAUUUGUGAAUCAUGACCCUAAAUCAACAGAGUCCGUGGAUACUACUCCAACUGCUGACAUCCAUACUUCCAAUGCCCCUACUGCAGCUCUAGAAACCAACAAAUCGAUCUCGGCAACUGAAAAUGAUGACCAAUCUUCUGCACCUGCACCUUUGGUUCUUUCAAUUGAUAAUAGAGACUUUGAUGACGAUUCUGAUGACGAUUGGGGGUAUAAUGGUCGUAACUCAGAUGAUUCUGACGAUGAAAUGGACAACGAGAAAGAUAUUGAAGAUGAUCAUUACGCUAAUAACCUGACUUCCGCGUUGGAUACUAUGAUUAAUGAUUUACAAGGAGCAUUUGUUGAUGACGCAGGCCCUGAAGAGAUUUCGGAUAAACCUGUUCAUCAGAAAAUUAAUGAUAAAGAUCUUCAAUUGGAUACCUCUUCUUCGAAAUAUUCUUCUGUGAACCCAACCCCAGUAUCUCCAUUAGACUUUGGGUUACCAUCACCAACUAUGCAAAGAGACCAUGAGAGUUAUAUGAGCGGCAUGAGCAGUCGGAAACCAUCGGUGAGAAAACCUCCAACAAAUGAUAACUUUGCUAGUAACGUCAGAGGUAGUAAGGAGACAUUACCUCUUCGAAGUAAAGAAUCUCUUAUUAAACCAAAACUUGAACUAUUCCCAGUUGAUUCAACUGCAUCUUCCUCGUCUUUAGGAGGGUACCCGCAUGAUACAAACUCAGAGAAGCAGCUUCCACUUGCCUUGCCUCCAACUCCAAAAGAUACUCAUCUGUUUCAACCGCCACUGGCAUUUUCCGCGGGUAGUGACGAUGCUGCAUCGAGAAGAAUCUCUACUAUGACCACCAAUACAUUCAGCAUGGGUAAUUGGCAACCCAAUACAAAUUCCUUUCGGGACCAGUUUAUUAAUGAUAAUGACAAUGAAUCCACCAUAGGAGACAAUCCCGAUCGAAAUGAAACUGGGAGAUCAUCUGAAGACGAUAGAAACUCAUUUGAUCUGUCGCUAUCCAUCCCAGACACAGUGGAUGCUGCAAUGCCUAGUAUUAGUGAAGAUCCAGAUGACACUACCGAAUAUGAGCAUAGCCAUAUAUUAGCUGGUACCUCCACCAAUGAAUCCACUCCGAAGCCGUUACCAAAGGCUGGCUCAAACACUGGAGGCGACAGACAAUACUCUUCUAUGCUUGACGUUUUGGAAAAUACUUCUAGUACACCUCCACAAUCAAGAAAAGUUUCAGUAGCAUCAGUAUCAACACAGAUUGCAGAUACUAGUAAAGAUGAACAUCCAUCACCUUCAUCUCUUGAUAAUCACAGUAAAGAGAGAAAGGCAAGUGGUGGAUCUAUUGGACCAACAACGUCCAGCUUGUCGAAACCCCCACAGUUGGCCGUUGGUGGGGCUUACCCACCUUAUAGCUGGGCCAAAAUUAUGGGCACAUCACAGGGACAAGAUCGUAUUCGAAUGUUGAGAGACGCAAAAGAAAUGGAAUCCAACUAUGACACAGGAUUGCAAAACUGGCUUGAACAAACUCUCAAACAGUCUGAAAAUGCUCCUACAAUUCACAUUGGAAAAAUUGCCUCUGCCGUUUACCAAAAUGCUCCACAUAGUGAUAUCAGAAGACAUAAUACUUUAUUGAGUAAGGUUUCAAUUGUCAAGGAUAAGGUGGAGACUUCAGGAACCUCUAUAGGUAAGAGAUUGUUCGGUCGCGGAAAGAAGAAAUAGUGUAUAUUUAGGAUAUAUAAAUGAAUUUUUUACAAACCUGCUAACUUGGAAUA